CCUUCAACAAAAAAAGAGGUUGAUAUUUUUAAACAUGCAGUCACACUUUUUCUACAAAAACCAUCCAUUUUUACUUUUGCCUGAGCACAUAUAAAUAGCGGACAACGUACCACCUAAAAGGUCACUUCAACUUUUACAAGAGUUCUACAUCAUCUCAUUGGUAAUCUGUGUUAUAGUAUAGUAGUUGUAGUAUUAACAAGCGUUUACUACACUUUUUCGACUCUUUCUUUCUUUCUUUCUUUCUUUCUUUCUUUCUUUCUUUCUUUCUCUCUCUCUCGGUAUAGCUUCUGGUUAGAAAAAAAAGUGUUUUGCAAUGGAUAAACUUCAAUACAGUAAACUAUGUGAAACUGCACUUGAACCUUAUCGGUCUAGUGACCAGAGCUCCGGAUACGAUUUGGCAAGUUCUUCAAGUGAACCCAUUAUUAUUCCACCUGCGGGUGGUCAAGCAAUCAUUCCGACAGGAAUUGCUAUUGCACUGCCUGCCGGAUACACUGGAAGAAUUGCUUCACGUUCAUCUUUGUCAUGUAUACAUCAUGUUGAAGUAGGUGCUGGUGUUAUUGAUGCUGAUUACCGUGGUAACAUACAUGUUGUCCUGUACAAUCAUCAUUCCAGUGAACCUUUCACUGUAAAUUGUGGUGAUCGAAUUGGCCAACUGUUAAUUGAGAAAGUAUUCCAUCCACAGUUUGAAGCCAUUGAGCCUGAUCAAAUAUUGAAUACUACGGAUCGCGCCUCGAAAGGACUUGGAAAUCAAACCAACGUUUAAAUUUGGUGUUGAAAAACAUCCAAACAACUAAUGUCAACUAAUUAGAUUACCAUUCAGUUCAUCCAAUAUGCAAGUCAUAAUAUUAGUAGUAGUAGUUGUUGUUGUAGUUUGGAUGUUUUAACAAACACACACACACACACACAGAGACACUUACACACACACUUGCACACAUUUUAUAACUAUUUUAUAUUGCUGAUUGAUUUGUUAAACUGCAAAAAAGGGCAGACUUUAAGACGCCUCCGGAACCAGAUGAUUUCUCGGGAUUGGUGAUUAGUGGUUUAAUGAUUCAUUAAUAAUUUUGUCGUGUGUGUGUGUGUGUGUGGAUGUGUACGUAGGUCAAACAUUGCACUAGUUGCUUUCCGCUUUUUCUUUGAUUAUUAUUUGAUUAUUUUCUUUUUUGCUUAUCCUGAUAUUUACGUCAAAUACGUCAUAAUACGUCACCAUUCUCAGUAAUCUCCAUUAAAACAUAAAAACAUCUACAUUCUCACAAAAAUUUAGAGCCCUUCUACCUGAUGACUCACGUCAAAAACUCAAACACAUACACAUACACAAUAUUUUUUCAUGUAUUGCUUCAAAUUUACUGAAAAACAAUAAAGCAUUAUACAUUA
Messenger RNA from Panonychus citri (citrus red mite), 1371 nucleotides. RefSeq lists its product as uncharacterized. The transcript has a single exon. The record is from RefSeq and is a predicted model, not a curated record. Gene Ontology annotation, biological process: dUTP catabolic process; dUMP biosynthetic process. Gene Ontology annotation, molecular function: magnesium ion binding; dUTP diphosphatase activity. The coding region runs from base 314 to 763 and encodes 149 amino acids. NCBI's taxonomy places the organism in Eukaryota, Metazoa, Arthropoda, Arachnida, Trombidiformes, Tetranychidae.